Molecule: messenger RNA, 1222 nt
Organism: Rhipicephalus microplus (southern cattle tick)
Lineage: Eukaryota; Metazoa; Arthropoda; Arachnida; Ixodida; Ixodidae
Product: cuticle protein 10.9
Cellular component (GO): extracellular matrix
Source: RefSeq, a predicted model, not a curated record
GCGUAGCUCUAUAAAAACCGAGAUGAGCUACGGCGGGAAACUCAUCCUUCCGACACUUGCCCGAAGUGCUCCAACACCGGUCUCACGCCGAGUCUCGACGCCCGUCGCCAUGCACAAGCUCGUAAUCCUCUUCGCCUGCAUCUGCGUUGUCGCCGCACAGCGGGGCUUCGCACCGGUGGAGAACUACCCUCCGAUCCCGUACUCCUUCAACUACGCCAGCCAGGACGCCGAGGGCUCGCACACGCAUGAGCAGAGCGGCGACGGCGCCGGACGCGUCACGGGGCGCUACACCAUCCAGCUGGCCGACGGCCGAACGCGUACAGUCACCUACACGGCCGACGAGAACGGAUACCGUGCCGAGGUCGUUACCAACGAGCUGGGCACCGAAUCCAAGAACCCCGCUGACGUUGUCUUCCAGUCGAGCGCCCCGACCGGACCCGAGGCUGCCAUCGCCAACGAGCCCAACAGGAUUAGGGGCUAAGCACCGAGACGCACUCCUUGCCCGAUCGCCUCCGCUUCCUUUUUACCUGCGACGUUAUGUUCCUUCCGCGGACUUCUUUCGAGCAUCUGAAGUCCCAGUGUGUCACAAGGCGUUGUAAAUUUCUGUCCCUGUUCUUUCCUUGUCUCUCUUUCUUAUUGUAAUUGUGCGCUGUUAAACGUCCUUCUUCACUGUCCCAGUGUUGAACGUUGUCUCAUUAUUGCGCAGUUAGCUGCCCUCCUGUGUCCAUACGUAUAUCACUGCUUCAUCAUUCAGUAGGUGGAUGGAUAGAAUCCUUCUUUGGCUCAGAACACGCGGCUUCGCAUAUUACGUGCACAGGCCUGCGUAAAACUCGGGUUCGGUUCUCUUCCGUGCGGGUAUACAUCGUUGGGGAAAUGCUUUGCAAUAUAAGCGGGUCGUGGCAGCCGCUGGUGUACGGCUUGGCUUGCGGUACUACAUCUGUUUACUCUCAGAAGCGAGAUCUUCUCAUUCCUCGUUCCGGUUGUAGUUUUUUUUAUCCCUCGACCACACGUGCCAAGUUGCGCGAUUUCGUCAACGAAUACGCUGUUGCCUUAAGUGAACGUUAUGUGUGUUUUGUCCCGACGUCUUGUCCUCGUUUGUCGCUACCUCGACGUUCCCUCAGCACCUGCCUCUUCACUGCUGCCGUGGGGAAAAUGUCUGCCCGGUGUUGUGACUCUGGUGUACACGCGUGCAUAAUAAAGAGGGAUACUCAUAGCCUGCCAU